AUGGAUGACCAACAACCAUUACAAACAUAUAAUCAACCGCCACCACCAUUACCAAAACAUAUUCAAUUACAAAUACAACAACGACAAUUACAACUUCAACAACAAGAAGAGCAAGAGCGAUUACAGCAGCAACAACAACAGCAACAGCAACAACAAGACCAACAGCAACACAAAUUAGAGGAAGGAUCAAGAAGAAGAUCAUUAAGUGAUGUAGUUGGAGGAGUUAAUAUUAGUAAUAAAGAGACACCAAAAAGAGCUUUUAGAAUAUAUUGGGCAAACGAUAAUCAUAUGUAUUGGACCUUAUUAUUGGAUUCAACAAAUACAGUGGGAGAUGUUAGUGAAGGAUUAAAAGAUAAAGUACCAUCAAGUGGUACACAAUGUUAUUUAUAUAAAAGAACUAAAGCUAAUUUUGGGCGUUGGAAAGAUAGAAGACUUUCAAAUGAGGAUAGUGUUUGGGAUAUAGUUGAUAGAAGAAGAAAGAAUCAUAAAUCUGAUCCAAUAUUCGUUUUGAAAAGAAAGAAAUCAACAUUUUCAAUAUCACAAAAGAAAUCACCACAAAAUGAAUCUGAUACAUCACCAUUAUCUAGUUCUGGUGAAUUCUUAAAUCCAUACACAAAUCCUACAGGCAGUAAUAAUAUAGUACCCUCAAAUGCUGGUCAUAGUCGUAAUACAAGUAGUAAUAGUAAUAAUAGUGCAAAUACAAGUAGUAAUAAUUUAUUAGCUCAUCAUCAAUUUAAUAAUAAUAAUAAUAAUAAUAAUAAUAAUAAUAAUAAUAAUAAUAAUAAUAAUAAUAAUAAUAAUAAUAAUAAUAAUAAUAAUAAUAAUAAUAAUAAUAAUAAUAAUAAUAAUAAUAGCAAUAAUAGUAGUAAUAGUAAUAGUAAUAAUAGUUCAAAUACAACAACUACUACUACUACAACAACAACUACAACAACUACUUCAACAUCAACAAAUAGUAUUAAUACAAGUAAUAAUAAUAAUAAUAAUAAUAGUGGUAGUAAUAUUAAUCCAAGUAGUUUUAUAUCACCAAUGUCAUCAUUGGUUUCUUUGUCAUUAUCAUCGUCACCUGCUUCAUCAGCUCCACAUUCACCAACAUUAAGUUCACAACCAUCAUCACCUCAUACUAUAACACCAAUUACAACAUCACCACCUCCACCUCAAAGAAAUAAUAGUAGUAAAUCAUUAAAGAGUACAAUGGAGAUGGAACCACCUGCUGAAUAUAUCUCAUUAUUAUCAAAUAACCCACCACCAACCAAUGGCUCUGGUUCAAGACCACCAUCAGGUUCCUUUAUACCUGGUUCAAUUGUAAAUGGUUCACGUUCUAGUGCUUCAGAUUUAAUUGGUUUUAAGCCUCCUGUAUGCCAACAACAACAACAACAACAACAACAACAACAACAACAACAACAACAACAGGUUCAGCAACAACAACAACAACCACAACAGGUUCAACAACUACAACAACUACAACAACUACAACAACAAUACCAACAACAACAACCACAACAACAAAUUCAACCAUUAUCACCACAACAACAAUCUCAACAACAGCAACAAUCACCAGUUAAACAAUCAGAAUCAAUUCCACAAUCACCAAAUUUACAAUCAAUUACACAAUCAUCAUCAAGUAAUAAACCACUUAGUGGAAGUACAGGUAUGAAUAGAUCAUCAAGUCCAAGUCCAUUUGCAAAGAAAAAUAUUGGAGGUGGUGGAGGUGGUGGUAGUUUGGCAGAUAGAAAGAAUAGAUUAUCAGUUCAACCAAAAGAUAUUAUGCGUUUAAUGAGAUUCUAUUUUGGUGAUUCAUUGGAUGGUACAUUCUUUACGAUUGCAGUUCAAAAUGAUACCUCUGCAAAGGAUGUUUGUGCCUCUGUUGAACAAAAACUUUUAUUACCAAGUGGUAGUACAUUUGUAUCGUUGGUUCUACCAAUUCAACCAAAUGGAUCAAAGAUUGAGCGUGUUUUGGGUGAGGAUGAAAUCAUUAUAGAAGUAAAGGAUACAUGGGAAGAUCCUUCACAAACUUUCUUUCAAGUCACACAUAAACAACAAGCACCAAACAAUAAAAGAUUAUCAAGACAAAUUCAAGCAGAACCACAUGUUAUACCCUCAGAAUGGCGUAGAAGUACUGAUGCAAUUUCAUUACGUGCCUCAAGUGACGAUAUGUGGAAACGUAAAUCAAUUCCAAUAUUCUUACAGGUUACAGGUCCACCAAAUACUCAUUCACAUUCUCAUUCACCACAAAGACAGUUACCAAAUAUGAGUGGUUCACCACAUUCACAUCAUCAUCAUCAAAAUAAUAAUAACAAUAACAAUAACAAUAAUAAUAAUAAUAAUAAUAAUGAUUUAGAUGAUGAUGAUAGUGAUGAUGAAUCAGAUUUUGAUGUAUCAACAUUAAGAGGAUGGGUACAUUGGAUUCCAAGUGCAGAUUUAGAAUAUAUCAAACGUAUUGGGUCAGGUACUUAUUCAAAAGUUUAUAAAGGAAAAUAUCGUGACAAGUUUGUAGCAAUCAAAACCAUGCGUGGUUCUAAUAUGACAACGGAACAAAUUGAAUCAUUCAAGAAGGAAUGUGAUAUUCUUAGUACCAUUCAAUCACCACUUCUUAUUUCUUUCUAUGGUAGUUGCAUUGAAGAGAGUCAAUUAAGUAUGGUUGUGGAAUAUUGUAGCAAAGGUACAUUACAUAAAGUUUUAAAUAAUCCACUCUUGGAUUUCGAUUGGGACAAAUGGUUUAAAUGGAUGACAGAAGUCGUUGAAGGUGUAAGAUAUCUUCAUAGCAUGAAUCCACCAAUGGUACAUCGUGACUUGAAAACAUUGAAUAUUUUAAUCUCUUCGGAUUGGACUGCCAAAUUGUGUGAUUUUGGUUUAACACGUACAAUGACAAUGACAAACGUAAGUACAUUGGGUAUGCUUAGAGGUACAAUGGCUUACACUGCACCUGAAAUCUAUGAUGGUCUUCUCUUCAAUACAAAAUCUGAUGUUUACUCUUUGGGUGUCAUCAUGUGGGAAGCUAUUCAAAGAUGUAUAUCUGGUGUCUACCUUAGACCAUUCCAUGAACAUCCAAUCUCUAUGGAUAUUCAAAUCAUCAUUUUAACAUCAAAGAAUAAAGUCAGACCAAAGAUCUCUGAAAAUUGUCCAGAACAACUUAAAACUCUCAUCACUAGAUGUUGGGAUGAGAACCCUGACAAAAGACCAAAUUGUGAUGAGAUUUUAGAAAUUUUACUCACAAUGAAACAAGCUCAUGAUGAAAAUAAAGAUGAAUGGGAGUCAAUAAGAACUAAAUUACCAAAACAAACUAUUAAAGCUGUUAGUAGUAGUAGUAGUAAUAAUAAUAAUAAUAAUAAUAAUAACAAUAAUAACAAUAAUAAUAAUAAUAACAAUAAUAAUAACAAUAACAAUAAUAAUAAUGGUACCAAUACAAAUUCUACUGUAAAUAAUGUUGUUGUGCCUUCUUCCUCAAAUGCAACCAUUGUCGUUGCACCAUCAGUUUCCUCAAAUUCAUCAAAUAUUAAUACUAGUAUGGAUAAUAAAUCAAUGUCUUCACUUUCUGAUAGUCCAGUUUUACCAUCAGUUGGUAUUGUUUCUACUUCUUCACUUACUGGAAAUAGCAAUAUUAAUAAUAAUAAUAAUAAUAUUCAUGAUAAUAAUAACCCAAAUAAUAAUAAUAGUAACAACUCAAAUAAUACUUCAUUAGAUGUACCACCAGUUGGUGUUAUAUUAACAAGAGAUAGAAGAAAUUCUAUUAUAGCGGUUGGAGAAGUUCCUGUCAUUGUAAAGCCACCAGAAACACCAGAUGGUACUACAAUGGUUACAGAAGUAUUUGAUUUUGAAGUUCCUCAAGAUUCACCAUCAUUAGAACCUUUAUCUUCAAAUAAUAUAAUUUCAACUGCAAAUAUUUUAAAUAUUGGUUAUGUAAAUAAUGAAAAUAAUUCAAUAAUAAUAGAAGGUAAUAAAAGCACUCUAAAUGAAAUUGGAAAUAAUAAUAAUAAUAAUAAUAAUAAUAAUAAUAAUAAUAAUAAUAAUAAUAAUAGUAGUAAUAAUAAUAGUAUUAAUAAUAAUAGUAGUAAUAACGAUGAAAAUAAUUGUAUUAAUAAUUGUAUCAAUAUAGAAUCAAAUGAAAGUUGUAUAAAAUCAAACACACCAGAACAAAUCACUUUAAAAUGUGUUGAUGAACGAUAA
Messenger RNA from Dictyostelium discoideum AX4, 4164 nucleotides. RefSeq names its product protein serine/threonine kinase (gene phg2). Gene Ontology annotation, biological process: positive regulation of signal transduction; anatomical structure morphogenesis. Gene Ontology annotation, molecular function: enzyme binding; protein serine/threonine kinase activity; protein kinase activity. Bases 1 to 4164 code for a protein of 1387 amino acids. Gene Ontology annotation, cellular component: plasma membrane. The record is from RefSeq and is a predicted model, not a curated record. Lineage: Eukaryota; Evosea; Eumycetozoa; Dictyosteliales; Dictyosteliaceae. The transcript is spliced from 2 exons.